Molecule: messenger RNA, 2428 nt
Organism: Paramecium octaurelia
Lineage: Eukaryota; Ciliophora; Oligohymenophorea; Peniculida; Parameciidae
Source: the annotation of a GenBank genome assembly
AUGCCAGCUGAAUGCGUGAAGGUUAUAGUUAGAGUCAGACCAUUUAAUUAGAAGGAAAGAGAUAAUGGUAGCAAACUAUGUGUAAAUGCUAAUGAAAGUACAAAUUCUGUAGAACUCUUUAGAGUAUUAAUACAAAUUUAUUGUAUUACUAGAGUUCGGAAAACGAUUCAAAACAAUUCACUUAUGAUUAUGUAUUUGGACCAGAAACACCUCAACUUUAGAUAUAUUAAUAAACUGCAUUUAAUUUGGUGGAAUCUGUGGCAGAGGGGUACAACGGAACCAUCUUUGCUUAUGGUUAAACUGGUAUGGAAAAUGUAUUAUCAUUUAGGUUGUGGUAAGACGUUCACAAUGAUUGGAGAUCCAUUAAAUGUAUAUUCAAUCACAUAAAUCUUAGGAUAACAUGAAAGGCAUAAUACCAAGAACAUUUGAAUAGAUAAUCAACAUCAUCAACAACAAUUCAGAUUCAAAUAAGAAAUUCUUGUUGAGGUGUUCCUACAUUGAAAUCUACAAUGAAGAAAUACAUGAUUUAUUGAGUAAGGAUGUUAAAUAGAGGUACGAAUUAAAAGAAGGACAAUAAGGAGUUUAUGUUAAGGAUUUGAAUAUUCCCAUUGUGAAAACAUUAUAAGAUAUGGAUAAAUUUAUGACAUUAGGAGCAUAGAAUCGAUCAGUGGGGGCAACAGCCAUGAACAAAGAGUCAAGUAGGAGUCAUUGUAUUUUUACAGUAUACAUUGAAUGUUCAAUGACUGAUGACAAGGGAAAUGAACGUAUUACUGCAGGAAAACUGAACUUGGUAGAUCUUGCAGGGAGUGAGAGACAAUCUAAAACUUAGGCUACUGGAGAUAGAUUGAAAGAAGCAACCAAGAUUAAUUUAUCAUUGUCUGCCUUAGGAAAUGUGAUUUCAGCUUUGGUUGAUGGCAAAACUCAACACAUUCCCUACAGGGAUUCUAAAUUAACAAGGUUGUUGUAGGAUUCACUUGGUGGUAAUACUAAGACCAUAAUGAUUGCUGCCAUUUCGCCAUCUGAUUUUAAUUAUGAUGAGACAUUAUCAAGUCUAAGAUAUGCAUCUAGAGCCAAGAUGAUUAAGAAUCAACCAAAAGUAAAUGAAGAUCCCAAAGAUGCCAUGUUAAAAGAAUAAGCUGAAGAAAUUAAGAAACUCAGAGAACUAUUGCUUAGAUAGAACUAGGACAACGGAGAUCGACAGAAUGUGGAUAAUCACGGAAGAUUAAAUAAUGUUGAUAAUAGUCAUCAUGAACAAAUAAAUCAAUUCAAAGAGAUUAACAAUUAAUUACUGUAGGAGAAACAGAGAUAUGAGAAUGAAAUGAAGGAAAAAAGUGAAUAGGCUGAACAAGAGAGAUUGGCGAGGUAGAGAUUGGAAGAAUUGUUGAAGGAGAAGGAGUAGAUGAUGAUCAAGGGUGGCAAAGGGACAGAUGACGAUAAAAAAAAAUAUAAGAAAAUGCAAUAGGCUAUAGAACAAUAGAAGAAGGAACAUGAAUAAUUGAAAAUUCAAUAGGAGUUAAAGGAAAAGGAAAUGCUUGAGAUUGAAUAUAAAUAUAAUAGUGUACAGGACGAAGUUGAAAAAUUAAGAAAACAAGUUAAAUAUUUGAAAAAUAAAUAUGAAUAGCAAUAAUAAGAAUAAAAUGAAAUGAAAUAAGAUUUUGAAUAUGACAAGGAAGAGUUUUUAGAUACCAUUAGGUCACAAUCCAAGGAAAUCAAAUUGUUUUCUGGGAUUUUGAGGAUGAUUCUAUUAUAAGAAGAUAUAGAAAAAAUUACUAGUUGUUGUGAAUGGAAUGAUGAUGUGGAAGAAUACAAAAUACCUCCAUUUAACAUCAAAGCUAAGAAGGUCAACUUCCCAAAUCUGCCUUAUUAGAAAGCCAUGGAUCUGAUUGAUGUAGAAAAAUAAGAGAGGCAAGUUGAGAUCCAUCACAGACCAUUACCUUCAAGUUAUAGAGAUGUAGAAAACACUAGAAUUGCAUCGCCUGGCAGACAGAGGAAAGGUAUAACUAUAUAUGGAAAGUAGGUGAAUCAUAACCAAGAAUGAAUGGAAAUAAUGAUAAUAAGGGAAUGAGCAUUGUAGAGAAGACUAAGCUUAAUUAGCAGCUUCUAGAAAUUUAUGAAGGAAGAACAAAUAAAACUUAGAAAGAUGAGUUACAAUAAUAAUAAUAGUAAUAAAAAAGAGUCAACUAGAAGAUUAUAUUAAAUCCUAUUGAUAAUAGAGGGAACCAAGUCCAAAAUUAUAAUAAUUAAUGUGAGCCAAUAAUUAUUAAUAAUAAUUAAAACAAUAAUUAAAAUACAUCUUAAAUUACUCCUCCUUUAGUUAAAAAAAGUAUUCAUGUAAAUAUUAUAUUUAGUUUCAAAUUUAAAUCCUUUAGAUUAAAAACCCCCCACAGGUAGAUUGGUUUAACAACAAAAAAUUUAAUAAUAAUACUGA